AUGACCUUAGCUCAGGUGAAGACUACAUAUGUUACCAGUGCGGUAGGUAUCAGGGUGUUUGCAUUUGUGUGGUUGUCGGUGCAGGUGGAGAGGAGGGGUCUAGAGUCUCACCUGUUAGAGUGUGAGUUCCGCAGCAGGGCGUGUCCUAGCGGCUGUGGCCACACCCUCCUCUCUGUAGACCAAUCACAGCACAACUGUGUUGCGGAGCUACGAACAGAAUUGGAGCUGCUCAGGGCAGAGAUGUUGGAUAAGGUGGAGGAGGUGAGGCGUGAGAUGGAGUCGAGGCUGGACUCUCAGAGGAGACACAUGGUGCAGAAAGAGUCUCUGCUGAAGAGCGAGGUGGAGGACCUCAAGGGCCAGGUGUCGAGGGUGAUGUGUGAUGUGCGGGCUCUCUUGGGGGCAGAGCGCCUGCGGAGACAGGAGCUGGCAGAAGCGGAUCUAGAGAAGAGGGAGCUACUGGAGAUGCUCCGGAGCCUGCAGCCAUGCAGGGGCCAGCGGAACAGAGACGAGCCAAUCAGAGGACUGCAUCAAGAAGAUGGGACAAUUAGGAGCCAGCUUCAAGUAGAACACCCAACCAGGGGCUUGCUGAGCCUUAUACCCGCCUACCUCCCCACAGCCAGGGGAGGGGUCACGCAUGGCCCGCCCCUAAGCAGCCUUACCCUCGACUGCAUCAAGAGCAGAGAGGUCACCGUCAUCUGA
Messenger RNA from Oncorhynchus keta (chum salmon), 699 nucleotides. RefSeq lists its product as uncharacterized. Bases 1 to 699 code for a protein of 232 amino acids. NCBI's taxonomy places the organism in Eukaryota, Metazoa, Chordata, Actinopteri, Salmoniformes, Salmonidae. The transcript is spliced from 6 exons. The record is from RefSeq and is a predicted model, not a curated record.